Wasmannia auropunctata (little fire ant) is the source of this 1564-nucleotide messenger RNA. Its product is annotated as sesquipedalian-1-like. The transcript has 3 exons. Gene Ontology annotation, biological process: endosome organization; receptor recycling; retrograde transport, endosome to Golgi. Lineage: Eukaryota; Metazoa; Arthropoda; Insecta; Hymenoptera; Formicidae. Bases 543 to 1190 code for a protein of 215 amino acids. Gene Ontology annotation, cellular component: trans-Golgi network; recycling endosome; early endosome. The record is from RefSeq and is a predicted model, not a curated record.
CCUCUGUCGGCAAUCCUCUCUCCUCCCUCUCUGAUGAUAUCGUAUGGCGCACUGCACUUUGCACACUGCAUGCUCUGCAGUGUGAUGUGUUGAACGUAUAGUGUGUAUGUAUGUACGAUGAAAGAUUUUAAUUUGUUUGAAACAAUUUUCGUGAUGCUAUGCUUGGGCGACGUAUAAACGUAUAAGAUGUAUGUAUGUAUGUACAUGCACCAAUAUAGUGAUAGUGAAAUUUCUUCUAAUAUUUUUUGUCAAGUUUUUUCUCUAUAAUAAAUAAAGAAGAAUGGUUAUUACUACGUAAUGUAAACUUGACACAAAUGGUACAUACAACGCUUGUAAUUGUAUUGCAGCAGUACUCUUUAUGCAGAUGACAUGUUAAAACUUAUUCAAACCUGACGUUUUCUGUACAUUCUUACAUAACGAUAACAAUAUUGGAUGUGAAGAAACAAAAAGCGCUUAUUUGUGAAUGAUCUAUUCUUGAUAAUCUAAAGUUGACAGAAAAUUGUGUAUAGAUUGGAUUGGAGUAUACGUUGCUAAUAAAAAUCAUGAAAAUCAAUGAGAAGAAUAUGGUAGCAUUUGCCACUUCUGCAACGCCGGUAGACCGUGAGGGCUGGCUGAAUAAACGUGGAGAGAUAAAUCGCGGAUAUCAGAGGCGAUGGUUCGUUCUCAAAGGAAAUAUAUUAUUCUAUUUUGAUCGUCGCGGUGACAAAGAGCCGGUAGGCAUGAUUGUACUGGAAGGCUGUACGAUUGAACUGGCGGAGGAUGAAGAACAGUUUGGCUUCAAGAUAGUUUUUCACGGACCAAACAAUAGAAGUUAUGUUUUAGCGGCAGAGUCUCAGGAAUCCAUGGAACAAUGGAUGAAAGCCUUGGCAUGUGCCAGUUAUGAUUAUAUGAAACUUAUGGUGACAGAAUUACAACGUCAGUUGGAUUCUGUGGAGGAAGAAACAGCAUCCACACCGAUUCAACAAUCCCCUAAGGCUCCACCAAGACAGCGACAUAAUCCAUUCAAUAGACCAGAUUCCCAUCAUCGUUCUCAGAGCGUCAGAUCGGCGCCUGGCAGGACAGAAAAUGUACCUAGGACUAGAAUAACUUUUCGUGAGCUUCACACGGCAUACGGCAGGCGAAUUUUAGCAGAUCUGAAUGCAUGGAGACACACAAAGAAAAAUGCAGAGACACCUCUAAUAACUCUAUAAUUUUGUACAUAUUUUAUAGAUAGUUGAACAAAGUACGCUUUAAUAUUGUAACAAAUAUUGUAUUAAAUCCACGAGAAUUGCUGGCUCAAAAAAUUAGCUACAUGUUUCAGAUAAAAAGUAUUCGAUAGAGAGUCACUUGCGUUAUGUUGAGUAUGCAUGUAUAUACUGUGUAUGUAUGUAUGUAUGUAUGAGUGUGUACAUGUAUGUGUGGAUGUGUAAAGAUGUAAAUUUAUUUACAGAUAAAGAUUUUUUUAUAUAACACUUAAAAAUUAUUGGUACAAUUUAAUUAGAUGACAAACUCAAACGUGAGUUUGCAACGUAGUGUUUAUAUAAUGUCAAUAUCACAACAAAUAAAUUACUAUAGUUACAGUAAA